CAUUUUUUCUUUCUUCUUCCUUGCUUUCUUGGUCCCUCCCACAGAUACCCGUAGGUGAGAAAGCAGCGGCAUCCACAGCACAGAAGGAACAAUCUCCAACAAGAUAAUAGUCCAACAAGGAAGGCAUAAUCUGAACAGUUAGUUUUCCAGGAUGCCCAAAGUAGACGAGGAACCAGUGCCUGCUGCCUCAGACGGGGAGAAUGAAACGGCCAAGAAAAUGAACAAGAACCAAAAGAAGAAAAAGAAAAAGAGGGACAAGAAAAAAGCGGAAAAGCUUCAAACGAAGGACGACCAAGGAAAAUCGAAAGAUAGUGUUGUCACAAAGCAAGAAGAAAUUGCGGCAAAGGAAGCCAAGGAAGAAUCCAAGGCGGACAAGACGGACAGCUCCGAAAAUGAAAAAAUGGACCCAAUGGAAGUCUCCCACGGAAAACUAGAGCCAACAGAAGAAGUGGCUGAUGGCAAAGAGGAGAAAAUGGACUCCAAGGAAAACAAAAAGCAGAAACCAGAAGCAGAGGCUAAGGAUGAGUCGGACAAUGAGGAAACCAAGGAAGAAGCAGAGGUCGAGGGUUCCGCUGUGUUGACGGAAACCACAUUUUCAUCUCUGGGAGUGUGCGAACCGCUGGUCAAAGCAUGCAACAUUUCUGGGUGGAAAACGGCAACUCGCAUCCAAGAGGAAGUCUUACCAUAUGCCUUGAAGGGACGGGAUGUUAUUGGGUUGGCUGAAACAGGAAGUGGAAAGACAGGCGCCUUUUGUCUCCCUUUAUUGCAAGACCUUCUCGACAAUCCCAUUCGUGGAGCUGUCUUUGGUCUCAUCUUAACACCCACGAGGGAGCUGGCUUUUCAGAUCCAUCAAGUUUUGCAAGCUUUGUCAGGAACCAUUGGUGCGACGAGUCUCUGCAUUGUGGGUGGUGUCGAUAAGACUUCCCAGAGCAUUGCCUUGGCACGGGCACCUCAUGUUAUUAUUGCUACUCCGGGACGUUUGAUUGAUCAUCUGGAGAAUACAAAAGGAUUUCAUUUGCGCAAACUGCGAUAUCUAGUAUUGGAUGAGGCAGAUCGGAUGCUCUCGUUGGAUUUUGAGGAAGAACUGAACAAAAUUCUAGAUGUCAUUCCUGAGGACCGUCGGACCCUUCUCUUUUCAGCCACCAUGACGUCCAAGGUGCAAAAACUCCAACGCGCAUCACUGACAAAUCCUGUCAAGUUGGAAGUCAGCACGAAAUUCCAAACACCGAAACAACUGCUACAGAGCUAUCUCUUUAUCCCUGCCAAGUACAAGGACUGCUACUUGACAUGGUUGAUUCACGAACAUGCUGGAAAGUCUAUCCUUGUGUUUGGAGCAACGUGCAACAAUGUGGAACGAUUGGCACUCAUGCUACGUAACUUGGGAUUCGCCGCCAUUUGCUUGCACGGGCAAAUGACGCAACCAAAACGGUUGGGAGCUCUUCAAAAGUUCCAGUCCGGUGAUCGCGAGAUUCUAAUCUGUACCGAUGUGGCUAGUAGAGGUUUGGAUAUUCCUUCUGUGGAUGUGGUCAUUAACUUUGACUUGCCAGGUCACGGCAAAGACUACAUUCACAGAGUCGGCCGAACAGCCAGGGCAGGACGAUCCGGAAAAGCCAUUGCCUUGGUCACUCAGUACGAUGUGGAAGUCUACAUGAGACUGGAAGCUCUGCUGGGUCGCAAGCUGGCUGAAUACAAACUCGACGAAGAGACCGUGUUGGUGCUGUUGGAACGAGUCAACGAAGCCCAACGCAUGGCUACGCGAGAACUAAAAGAACAAUUGGCAUCCCGCAAGGACAGUGGUGGACGUCGCAAGCAUCGACGCAGCAGUGAUGACGACGUGGAUGGUGGCGAAGAAAAUGGAUUGCAGGGUAUUAUUGAAAAGGAACUCCGAAAGGGCUAUGCCGGAGGCAGUGGGGGACGAGGUGGAGCUCUGCCCAACCAACGCGGAUAUUCUGGCAAGGGUGGUGGUAAGAAGAAGCAACGAAGAUAGCAUUUGAGAUUUUUAUAGAGGCAUGUAUGAUGUAACUGUAGAUCUUGCUUUGCUUUG
This is a messenger RNA of Seminavis robusta, 2044 nucleotides long. The record is from the annotation of a GenBank genome assembly. NCBI's taxonomy places the organism in Eukaryota, Bacillariophyta, Bacillariophyceae, Naviculales, Naviculaceae.